AUGUCUUCCACCACCGACGAAGAUAAGAAGAAUGUCGACCACUUCUACACGACGGACCCCACAGGCGAAUUGGCUCCUAAGACGUACAUGUUUGAAGGCAUUGCUGGCUGUGUCUACCUUACCCCGGGUGUUGACAGAAUCCCCAUCUAUCGUUUCUUCAACAGCGGGAUAGUAGACCACUUUUACACUGAGAGCAAGGACGAGGCGGAUGCUGUGGGUAACCAGAACAGUGGUUAUGAGCGGGGGGGGGCCUUUGUGGAAUUUAAGCGAUACUAUUGGGACACUCCCUACUAUGACCAUUUCUACACGGCAAAUCAAUCGGGGACUGCAGACGCACUGGAAGAUAAGGCCGUGGUUAAGGCCGAGGGGAAAGCAGGGUAUAUCUAUCCAGUCUCUGAGGGAGUGUGUGAGUGUGCUCUGAGGGCGAAAGGCUUGUAUCCCCUGUACCGAUGGUGUCGGCCUGAGUCACUCCCAGCCCAAACAUGA
This is a messenger RNA of Morchella sextelata, 486 nucleotides long. RefSeq lists its product as uncharacterized. Lineage: Eukaryota; Fungi; Ascomycota; Pezizomycetes; Pezizales; Morchellaceae. Bases 1 to 486 code for a protein of 161 amino acids. The transcript is spliced from 2 exons. The record is from RefSeq and is a predicted model, not a curated record.